Molecule: messenger RNA, 3276 nt
Organism: Carya illinoinensis
Lineage: Eukaryota; Viridiplantae; Streptophyta; Magnoliopsida; Fagales; Juglandaceae
Product: disease resistance protein RPV1-like
Exons: 9
Coding region: 1-3276 (1091 amino acids)
Biological process (GO): signal transduction; defense response
Molecular function (GO): ADP binding
Source: RefSeq, a predicted model, not a curated record
AUGGCCACUCAAACACCCUCUUCAUCUACUUCCGAACAUACUAAGAUAAGAAAAAAAGACAAUUCAUCUUGUUCGGAAGAAGAUGAAAAAAUCAUAACCUCUUCCCCAACUUCUUCAUCGACGCCUCGAUGGAAAUAUGAAGUUUUCCUUAGUUUCUAUGGUGAAGACACUCGCAUGAGCUUUACGGAUCAUCUAUAUGUUGAUUUAAAACGGAAAGGUAUUCUCGUCUUUAGGGAUGAUGAAGCACUCAAGCGAGGAAAAUGCAUUUCUCAAGAGCUUUCGCAAGCAAUUCAAGAAUCCCAAUCUGCCAUAGUCAUUUUUUCAGCAAAUUAUGCUUCUUCCAAAUGGUGCCUUAGGGAACUUGCCGAGAUUGUUGAAUGGGAGGAAAAGAAGAAUCUCACAAUUAUUCCUAUUUUCUACCAUGUGGAUCCUUCAGAUGUAAGAAAUCAAAUAGGGACUUUUAAUGAAGCUUUCGCCGCACAUGAAAAAGAUCCCAAGGUAGACAUCAAAGAGAUUGAUACGUGGAGAAAUGCUUGCAUAAAAGUCGGUACCCUUGCCGGAGAGCACAUAAAGGGGGACAGGUACGAAUCAACAAUUAUACAAGAAAUCGGUAGACGUACGUCUCAUGAGUUGAAUUCUAGAUUCUCACGUCAUGAUUACGAUAAACUUGUUGCAAUAGACUCCCAUGUAGACAGAAUGAUAGAGUUAUUGGAUAUGGAAUCGGAUGAUGUUCGCUUUGUAGGAAUUCAUGGGAUGGGUGGCAUUGGUAAGACAACGCUGGCUGAAAUAAUUUAUGAUAGAGUUUCUAAUUGUCGAUUUGAAGGAAGCAGCUUUAUUUCUUGUAUUAGAGAAGAAUCUAAAGCUCGUGGUCUAGCUUCUUUACAAAAACAACUUCUUUGUAUGAUCAUAGAAGAAGAAAUACAAAUAUGGGAUCAAAACCAGGGAGAUCGGAUGAGAAAGAAGAUGCUGCGUAAUAAAAAGGUUUUUAUCGUCCUUGAUGAUGUGGAUAGUGAUGAGCAACUAACGGCAUUAGCAGGGGAUCGGAAGUGGUUUGGUCCAGGGAGUAGGUUGAUCAUAACAUGCAGAGAUAGUCAUCUAUUGAGAACAUAUGAAGUGAAUCCUAUCUAUAAGGUUGAGCAUCUUGAAAUAGCAGAAGCUUUGCAAGUCUUUAGUUUGUCAGCCUUCAAGGAAACCCAUCCAACAAAGGAUUACAUGGAUCUAUCUAUGGAUUUUGUAAAUUAUGCUCAAGGCCUUCCUUUAGCUCUUAAAGUUUUGGGUUCCUUCUUAUAUGAGAGAGAAAUAGAUGCAUGGAAAAGUGAGAAAGAUAAACUAAAAGCAAUUCCUAAUCCAAAAAUUAUGGAUGUACUUCAAAUAAGUUUUAAUGGGCUACAGAAAUCGCAAAAAGAGUUAUUUUUGGAUAUGGCGUGUUAUUUCCAAGGACAACAUGGGGUGGAUUACAUAUUUUAUGAUGACAUGGUAGAAUGUUUUGGUCAUUAUCGCAUUGACGCUGACGUUCUCAUUGAGAAGUCCCUUUUAAGCAAAUCAGAAUACGGAUGCUUGUCCAUGCAUGAUUUGCUAAAAGAAAUGGGCCAGGAAAUAGUUCAUUGUGAAUGCCCUCAAGAACCAGGACAACGUAGUAGAAUGUUUCGUUUGGAGGAUCUCUAUCAAGUACUGAACAAAGAUACUGGAACUGAUGCAAUUAGAGGCAUAGUCAUGUAUUUUUGUCCUGAAAUGAAACAGAGACUCAACGCCAAAGCAUUGUCAAAAAAUAGAAAAUUGAGAUUUUUUAAAUUCUAUCAGUCUCGAUCUAUAAAAUGGCGUGGAAAACCUUUAAAAUACAUGCAAACCAAUGAGUUGCGAUUCAUAGAGUGGUUUGGAUAUCAUUUGAAAUCUUGGCCGAGUAGUUUCCAACCAAAACAUCUUACUGUACUAAGGAUGUAUAAGAGCCAGAUCAAACAACUAUGGAAGGGGUCGAUGGAUAUAGACAAUUUGAAGGAAUUAAAUCUGAGAGAUUCUGAGAACUUGAUUGAAACACCAGAUUUGAGUGGAGCUCCAAAUCUUGAGAUAAUAAACUUUCAAAAUUGUAGAAGCUUGUGUGAGGUCCACCCAUCCAUCAAAGAGCUCAAACGACUAAAAGACUUAAAAAUGGCUGGAACAGGAAUCAAACAACUAUGGAAGGGAACGUUGGUGGUUUUAGAUAAUUUGAAGAUCUUAAAACUGAGUAAUUGUAAGAACUUGAUUGAAAUACCAAAUUUGAGUGGAGCCCCAAAUCUUGAGAUAAUAGACCUUACAGAUUGUACAAGCUUGUGUGAGGUCCACCCAUCCAUCAAAGAGCUCAAACGACUAGAAGAUUUAAGAAUAUCUGGUACUGGAAUCAAACAACUAUGGAAAGGGACGUUGGUGGUUUUACACAAUUUGAAGAUCUUAGAUCUACGUAAUUCUAAGAACUUGAUUGAAACACCAGAUUUGACAGAAGCCCCAAAUCUUGAGGAAAUAUACUUUACAGGUUGUACAAGCUUGUGUGAGGUCCACCCAUCCAUCAAAGUACUCAAAAAAAUACAAAAAAUAAUAAUCGUUGGCACUGGAAUCAAACAACUAUGGAAGGGGACGUUGGUGGUUUUAGACAAUUUGAAGAUCUUAAAACUGAGUAAUUGUAAGAACUUGAUUGAAAUACCAGAUUUGAGUGGAGCCCCAAAUCUUGAGAAAAUCGACUUUUCAUUGUGUACAAGCUUGUGUGAGGUCCACCCAUCCAUUAAAAUGCUCAAACAAAUACAAAAAAUAAUAAUGGUUGGCACUGGAAUCAAACAACUAUGGAAGGGGACGUUGGUGGUUUUACACAAUUUGAAGAUCUUAGAUCUACGUUAUUCUAUGAACUUGAUUGAAACACCAGAUUUGACAAAAGCCCCAAAUCUUGAGGAAAUAUACAUUACAGGUUGUACAAGCUUGUGUGAGGUCCACCCAUCCAUUAAAAUGCUCAAACAAAUACAAAAAAUAAUAAUGGUUGGCACUGGAAUCAAACAACUAUGGAAGGGGACGUUGGUGGUUUUACACAAUUUGAAGAUCUUAGAUCUAUGCUAUUCUAUGAACUUGAUUGAAACACCAGAUUUGACAGAAGCCCCAAAUCUUGAGGAAAUAUACUUUACAGAGUGUACAAGCUUGUGUGAGGUCCACCCAUCCAUUACAAUGCUCAAACAAAUACAAAAAAUAAUAAUGGUUGGCACUGGAGACAAACAACUAUGGAAGGGGACGUUGGUGGUAAGUUUUUCACUCGUAUAA